AGCGCCGAGGAGGGGUCCGCCGAGGGCGCCUACGAGCUGAGCCUGCUCUACGCCCACGGCAAGGGCACGAACCAGGACAAGGCCAUGGCCAAGAAGUGGCUCAUCCUCGCCGCGGAGCGCGGCUCGACGAAGGCCCAGCUCUUCAUCGCCAACCUCUACACCAAGGGCGGCGGCGGCUUCGAGAAGGACGAGGCCAAGGCGUUCACCUACAUCUCCAAGGCCGCCGACGCGGGCAGCGCCGAGGCGCACCGCCAGCUCGGCGUGCGCUACAUGUACGGCAGCGGCGUCGCCAAGGACCUCGACGCCGCCGUCGCGUCCCUCGAGAAGGCCGCGUCGCUCGGCGCCGAUAACGCGACCGACUACCUCGAGGAG
Aureococcus anophagefferens is the source of this 372-nucleotide messenger RNA. RefSeq lists its product as hypothetical. Gene Ontology annotation, molecular function: protein binding. The annotation marks the transcript as partial. The transcript has a single exon. The record is from RefSeq and is a predicted model, not a curated record. NCBI's taxonomy places the organism in Eukaryota, Pelagophyceae, Pelagomonadales, Pelagomonadaceae.